UCAGUCAUUCAUUCACAAUUUCUAUCGGUUUGCGUGCGUGCGCUGAUUUUUGUGUGAAUCAUAAUUUUCAUUUUUAUUCAUAUUAAUUUAUAGCUCUAGUGAAGAAUAGUUCAAAAUGAGACACGGAUACGUAAGGUGCUAAGCCUGUGUAGAUUAGUGGUUAAUAAAUUAAUCUGGCAUAACGAAAAUAAGGAUGGAAAAUAAUUUGAGCCGCAGUGGUAGCCGGUCGAGUUCAGUUUGUGAACUCGAGAAAGAUUUUAGUGAUAUGGAAAUUAUAAAAAGUAGGACAAACCGACGUAACGUAAUGAUUCGAACACCACUAGCGCGGAAAGCGAAACGAGUUAGGUUUUUUCGGAAUGGUGAUAAAUUCUAUUCAGGAGUCAUAAUCCCGGUCUUGCCAGAACGAUACAGGUCUUUUGAUAGUCUAACAGCAGAUUUGACAAGGGUUUUAGUUGACAAUGUCACACUUCCCAGUGGUGUCAGGACAAUAUACUCCCUUGAGGGUAGAAAAAUAGGUAAAUUGGAUGAUCUAGAGGAUGGACAAUCAUAUGUUUGUAGUGGGUUCGGAGAGCCAUUUAAGCGUUUGGAUUAUGAAGCCAGUGCUGUAACCCCACAGUCCUUCAGGCUUAGUGGUCCAGAGUCCUUAAGUGAUAGCGCCAGUCCUUCCCCAGCAAGAGCAAAUAAUAAAGGAUCCCGAUGUUUUCCGGCUAAUGGUAGUAGUACUACUAGCAACGGAACAGCGCGCAUCAGUCCCGCUGGGGACAGUGUGGUUCGGCCUCGCAUAGUCACCAUAAUCAGAAACGGAGUAAAACCGCGGAAAGUGUGUAGACUGUUACUGAACAAACGUAACAGUCCUACACUCGAGCACGCGCUGGCGGCGAUCACAGAAUGCAUCAAACUGGACACGGGCUGCGUAAGGAAAGUGUUCACGCAAUCAGGCACGCCAAUCUCGGCCUUGCACCAUUUCUUCGAAGACGAAGAUGUUUUUUUCGCUUAUGGAAAUGAAAGGGUCAAUCAAGAAGACUUUGAACUGGAGUUUGAAGAAAGUAAAGCUGUGUUACAAUGUAGAAAAACUCCCAUCACUAGAAAUUCAAGAGUGGGCCCGAAGCCCCGCAUGCCGGUGAAGGCGGGGGGGGCGGCGCGCGCGGCGAGCGCGGCGGGCGCGGCCGCGGCCGACGACGACCGCGACGACGGCUGCCCCGCCUUGCCCCAGCCGCUCCGGCUCAAGUACAGCGUCGGCAAGAUCAUAGGUGACGGCAAUUUUGCAGUUGUGCGAAUUUGUAAAGACAAGACGACCGGUAAUGAAUACGCGCUCAAAGUCAUAGACAAAGCGAAAUGUAAAGGCAAAGAGCACUAUGUUGAAGCAGAGGUGAGAGUUAUGCGAAAGUUGUGUCACCCUCGUAUAGUGUCUCUAAUUGAAGAGCAAGAUAGUCCUGAGUGGCUCUUCCUUAUUAUGGAGUUAGUUAGCGGUGGCGACUUAUUCGAUAGUAUCGCAGCUGCUUCCAAAUUCUCUGAGCCACAAGCGCGUUUGUUAAUUGGCCACCUAACAUCAGCUAUUGCAUACCUCCACUCGCUUUCCAUAGUGCAUCGUGACAUCAAACCUGAAAAUCUCUUGGUGGAAGUGGGUUCCGACGGCAGCAUCCUAGGCCUGAAGCUGGCGGACUUCGGUCUGGCGGUGGAGGUGUUCCGGCCGCUGCACGCCGUCUGCGGCACCCCCACGUACGUGGCGCCCGAGAUCCUGCUCGAGACGGGAUAUGGAUUGAAGAUCGACGUGUGGGCGGCGGGCGUGAUCCUGUAUAUCUUGUUGUGUGGGUUCCCGCCGUUCUCGUCCCCGGACGGCGACCAGGAGAUGCUGUUCGACGCCAUCUUGUCGGCGCGGCUGGAGUUCCCGGCGCCGCACUGGGAGCGGGUGUCGGCGGGCGCCAUCGACCUCGUGGCCAACAUGCUGCGGCCGCAGCCUGAGCUGCGCUUCGCCGCCGAGGACGUGCUCGACCAUGCCUGGAUGGCGGAUGACUACGACGAAAGCUGCGACUUCCGCACGUGGUACGAGGAGGACUCGUCAUAGCGUCACGACGACCCUGCAGCGGUCUAUGAACCCGCGCGACCCCUCAGCGGUCGAUGACCCCGCGAUCCGCAGCCGCAAACAGCGACCAACGACGCAUGCCUUCACCUAACACCAAUACCAAAGUUAAUUUAACGUAAUCCCAACAAUACUGCAUUGUAUUACUAGUAGCAAUUUGAUGCUGGAACUUCGAAAGAAAAGCCAGAAGACUUGCUUGAUUUUUCAUUAUCAAAAUAUAAAUUUCAACACACUUUAUUAUAUACGUUGUCAAACAACUAGAAUAGAAUUGCCGCAUCAAUUCGCAAGAAACAUGCAAGACGCUAAGCCAAAUUUCUUACUCGUCAUGAGUUUAAAUUUAAAAAGUAUGUGCAAUAUGUGUUAGCAGUUUAAGUGCACUGAUGAGUGAACGCAGAUACCACUCUUCUCUUUUACUGUUUAAACUGAAACUGAUAAUUGCUACUAGUAUUUACUUAUUUGAUGCAGUAUUAUUGUAUUGAUACUAAUAUUAUGUGUCACACGAAUUUUUACUGUUGAUGCGUAGAUCGCAAUGCUCCAUUAGGUUAGAGCUAUCAUAGUAUAUAUGGCUGUUCAGCUGCUUAGUAUUAAUCGUGUUUCGUUUUCCGAACGGCUGUCGGCCAGUAAGUACAAUAUUAUAGUUUUUCACACAUUUCCCAAACAUAUCUCACUGGCAGUUUUGAACGAUCUCUACGAUUACACACUUUCACAUUGUUAUCUCUUCAGUUAGAUUAAAAUAAUUAGGUUUAAAGAAAUUAUAAUAUUUAUAAACAAAUGUUUUUAUUUUAUGAUAUUGUGUAAUAUAUGAGUAAUAUAUCUUAUUUAAUUUGAAUGAAUUAAUAUUUACAAGUGUAGAGCGCAAGCUUGAGUUAUUUUGUAUCAUAAUGAAAUGCUUAUAGGCAUGUAUUGAUUGCUAUUGCUUCAUUCUAUUUAACCAUAUCACUGCGCUAAUUAGGGCUUCGCAGCAACCAUGGAUAUGAACCAGUGAUCGCUCUUUAUAGCUAUUUUCAAGUUAAGUUUAUAAUUUCUGAUCAAACCGGUUGAGAUAAAUGAAAAUUUAAUGUACUUAUGAAAAGAUGUAGUGACUGUAGUAUUAGUAGGGUGCUUUUGAAAGAUGGUGCUUAGAAAACAAUGAAACAAUGAUUAAAUGUUAAUAAACCAGAAUUUGAUUUAUUAUACUCAGUCACUACAUGGAAUUACAACAAAUUUUAACUAGACAUACUCCAUGGGGCAGUUAUAUCUAGUAUUAUCAUGCGCACUUAACAUCCUAAAGUGCCAAAGUUAUUUGUAAGAUCAUAUCAUUAUAAUCACCAAUUUAUAUCUCGAAUAAUAACUUUCUGCAUUAAUCAUAAUAGUUUUAAUGUAGAUAAUAAAAACCUAGUGCUCAAAUGAAUCUUUCUACUUAAUAUUUGAUAAGACACCUGAUUUACAAUUUGACUUAUCAUUUGAGCACUCGCAAAUUCAUUCAUUAUCAAUCUGCAAUAUUUAGACUGAAUAACAUUCCCUUUAUAUUCUGUAACAAGUGUAACAAUUAGAUUACUGAGAUCUUUUUGGAAUAAUGAAUUUUUAUUGUUCAAGAAAUGUGAUGUUUUUGUAUAGAUAAUUACACAAUAUUGAAAAAUUGUUAUAAACAUGGAGUAUAGUUUACUAAAAUAAUAAAUGGAUGAGCAAUAAAGUACUAUGCUAAAUAUUUAAAUCGGAUUUUAAGUAAGAAUACACAUCGCCCCAAGUAAUUUCUUUUUAUAUGGUUAAAUAAUAUAAAACUGGUUCAAAAUUUUGAAAUCUAGGGUAGAAUGAAAAGGUUUGUUGAAUUCUCCUUUAUUUCCAAUGAGUAACAUUGUUCCUAGAGUCAAUAUAAAUAACUUGUAAUAAUACAUUAUGAUAUGACACAAUGUUUUCAUUCUACCAAUACACAACAGCAUUAUGUAGUAUGUCAAUCACAUUGAUCAUAAAAUUUUGUAAUGCAUUUAGAUAUGGUAUGUGCAUUUUGAGUAAAGAAAGCAUUAAAUAAAUUUAUAAAAAAUCUA
Molecule: messenger RNA, 4104 nt
Organism: Plodia interpunctella (Indianmeal moth)
Lineage: Eukaryota; Metazoa; Arthropoda; Insecta; Lepidoptera; Pyralidae
Product: serine/threonine-protein kinase GA29083
Exons: 14
Coding region: 194-2065 (623 amino acids)
Biological process (GO): intracellular signal transduction; protein phosphorylation
Cellular component (GO): microtubule organizing center; microtubule
Molecular function (GO): ATP binding; protein kinase activity
Source: RefSeq, a predicted model, not a curated record